AUGGAUGUGUUUUGGUUCCUGCUGCUCACCCUCCUCUUCCUCCUUCGGCUUCAAGACGCACACGCCAACGAGGUGAUAGUGGUGACCAGAGCCGUGGGCAGUUCUGUCACCUUCUACCCCCGGAUUCCACAUAAAGAUGGGGGAGUGUGGAGCUUUAACAACGACCCCAUAAUAUCUGUGUCAUAUGGAGAUCCUCCUAGCAUCACGUUUUUAGACGCCAAGUACAGGGCACGCUUCACCUUCCGUGAGAACGGUACUGCCCUCACCAUCUCCCAGCUCUGCCUGGAGGACACUGGCACCUACAGCGAGAAGGCCUCAGGGGUCAGAGCCACCUUCAUUCUCCAGGUGUACAGAGAGCUGCCAGAGCCAGCGGUGAGUUGUGAGGUGCAGAACUGCUCGGGCAGCAGGUGCCACUAUGCCCUGCACUGUGCCACGCCAGGCUCUGGCUUUGGGAACGUCUCCUACACCUGGAGCGUGGGGCACCAGCUGUGGCAGGAGGGCCCCGAGGUGCUGCUGGAUGAAUUUCCCUCAGAUGAGCCUCCACAGCCUCUGACCUGCAGGGCAGAGAACCCUGUCAGCAGCCGCAACGUCACCCUCGCGUCGCCCGCUGAGCUCUGUGCAGGCUCCCAGUCCAGCAGCUGGGUUGGGAUCACGGCUGCAGCUCUGGUUGGAGCUGCAGUGCUCUCAGUAGUGCUUUUCUACAUCAUCUACUGCAAAUGCAAAGAGGCUGGAGCAGAGGACAUGACUGUGUAUGCCAAGGUUGGCCCUUACCAGCAGAUUAACACAACAAACAAUGUCCCAAAGACAGUCCCAACCAAGGGUGUGGAGACCUCCAAAACCAUCUAUUUCACUGUCCAGGCUGUGGCCCAGACAGAUGAUGAGAAGAUGGGCAAUGUCAUGCUGGAGGGACAGGAGCAGAAAAGUAUCUACUCAUCGAUCAACUAG
Molecule: messenger RNA, 945 nt
Organism: Acanthisitta chloris (rifleman)
Lineage: Eukaryota; Metazoa; Chordata; Aves; Passeriformes; Acanthisittidae
Product: SLAM family member 9-like
Exons: 7
Coding region: 1-945 (314 amino acids)
Biological process (GO): T cell activation
Cellular component (GO): external side of plasma membrane
Source: RefSeq, a predicted model, not a curated record